AUGGGACAGACGCACUCCUCGAACAGCCACGAGGGAGCAGGCUCGGACGUAAACCAACCAGAGGAGAAGAAGGUAGAUUAUUACGAGCUGCUCCAGGUCGAACGAAAUGCAUCUGGCGAGGAACGGGCUCUCGAGUUACACCCGGAUAGAAAUUAUGGCAACGUGGAGGCUGCUACCAGGCUGUUCGCCGAAAUUCAAACUGCAUACGAAGUUCUUUCAGACGCCCAGGAGCGUGCGUGGUAUGAUUCGCACCGUGAUGUCUUCCUAGGAAACGAUGGCAAGCCAGAAGGGGCCGAUUAUUCAUACGAUACGCGGAUGACAACCUCCGACGAAAUCCUAAAAUUGUUCUCAAAAUUCAGUCCUCGGAUGGAAUUUACAGACGCACCAACCGGAUUCUACGGUGCCUUGCGUGAAACAUUUGCACAACUUGCCCUGGAGGAGACAAUGGCCUGCCGCUGGGAGAAUGUCGCGUGCGUAAAGUAUCCUACAUUUGGAAACUGCAAUGCCGACCCCGAAGAGGUCGUACGUCCGUUCUAUGCUGCCUGGGGCAGUUUUGCCACGAAAAAGUCCUUCGCCUGGAAAAAUGUGUACCGUUACUCCGAGGCACCAGACCGUCGUGUUCGCAGGCUGAUGGAGAAGGAAAACAAACGUCUUCGGGAAGACGCCAUUCGGGAAUUCAACGAGGCUGUUAGGUCGCUUGUAGCUUUUGUGAAGAAGCGCGAUCCCCGGUACAAGUCUAACACACAGAGUGAAUCACAACGGCAGGAAUUUCUUCGUCAAUCAGCAGCUGCACAAGCAACUAGAUCACGAGCAGCAAAUCAAGCGAAACUGCGUGAUCAUGUGAUGCAAGAUUGGGCAAAAGCGGAGACUUUAGGUGAUGAAUCUAGCGAUACAAGCGAGGACGAAGUUGAGUACUUCGAGUGUGUUGUGUGCCACAAAACCUUCAAAAGUCAUAAUCAGUUCGAGGUCCACGAACGCAGCAAGAAGCAUAUAAAAGCUGUGAAGCAGCUACGCUGGGAGAUGAGAGCACAGAAUGAAGAGCUGGGCCUGAAAGGAAAUGUCUCUGACCCCGAAGAGCCCCAUUGGGAGAAUUCUGCGUAUAGCAUUCCACAGGAUGGCCCAGUGCACAAUAUGGAGUCAUCAGUUCAACAACCACGGGAUGGCGAGACAAGAAAUGGUAUCGGAACAGACAAAUAUACCUCUUCUGAUACUAGAGUUGAUACUAAACCUGACGAGGGUUCGUUGCCGCACACAGAUUGCCAUAGGGACUCUAUACCUGAUCUCAGCGAGGCCGAUUAUGUGCCUAGGGAGUGUGUUGAACGGCGAUUAGGUUCCCAACCCACGUUAAUCCAACGAACGGGAGAAAUGGAGUCACCAGACAAUCUGUCUCAACGGUUUUCAGCAACUGAAAUAGAGGAUUCGCAAACAUCUCCACCGAAAGUGGGAAAGGCUAAGCAAAAACGUGCAAAAAAAGCCCAGCGUGCAAUGAACCAGCUCCAGCAUAUCAAAUGCGCCACUUGCUACGCUAUCUUUCCCUCAAGGUCUCAAUUGUUUAUUCAUAUCCACGAGUUUGAUCACGCUCAACCCUCAAACAUGGGCGACGUGCAAAGGAGGGGGCAAUAA
Molecule: messenger RNA, 1623 nt
Organism: Aspergillus oryzae RIB40
Lineage: Eukaryota; Fungi; Ascomycota; Eurotiomycetes; Eurotiales; Aspergillaceae
Product: putative C2H2 finger domain protein
Exons: 2
Coding region: 1-1623 (540 amino acids)
Cellular component (GO): cytoplasm
Molecular function (GO): zinc ion binding; nucleic acid binding
Source: RefSeq, a predicted model, not a curated record